This is a messenger RNA of Toxorhynchites rutilus septentrionalis, 2189 nucleotides long. RefSeq names its product putative carbonic anhydrase 3. The transcript is spliced from 2 exons. Gene Ontology annotation, cellular component: cytoplasm. The record is from RefSeq and is a predicted model, not a curated record. NCBI's taxonomy places the organism in Eukaryota, Metazoa, Arthropoda, Insecta, Diptera, Culicidae. Bases 299 to 1231 code for a protein of 310 amino acids. Gene Ontology annotation, molecular function: zinc ion binding; carbonate dehydratase activity.
CUCCAAGUAUGAAUAAGAUACGCUCGACACGUAGUUGGUAAUAAAUAAAGUGGCUAAUUAGAGGGCGAACUUGUGCACACACGUUGCUUGCUGCAUUCCCGAUACCUUAUCACUGACAUCUGUAAUCCUCUCAAUUAUGAUGGAUUACAACGGUGGUGCCAAACUACGUCAAUAAAAAUCAACGAGCCAAUAGGGGCUUACGACCAAUGCCGAUUGGCAGUUGAAGUAAGCCGGACAUAAAUUACAACCCGAACUAAGCCGUAACAAUUCUCGGGUGCGCUGUGGCGCAUGAUUGAUUAUGUUAAACUUUGUAGUCGUUGCACUCUUAUCGCCACUGUUGGCCUAUCUCUGCCUAGCCGACUCAUGGCGCUAUCCCACACCUGACCCAGAUGGCAACAUCGGACCGCCAGAGCACUGGGAGGGUGUGUGUGAUAGCGGUCGGAGGCAGUCUCCGAUUGAUCUGAGUUACAAAGCUGCUGUUAAAGGAAUAUACCCAGAGUUGAUGUUCCUCGGUUACGACCAAUUGCUGCAGAAUGCCUCGAUUGUGAACACUGGACAUACAGCUCAGAUAACACUGGGAGAUUCAAUGCCCGCCAUACUCGGAGGUGGCCUCCGUAACAAAUACAUCCUCGAACAGUUCCACUUCCACUGGAGUUCGGAACACACUAUCGAGGGUACCCGUUACGCCCUCGAGCUGCACCUAGUUCAUAGGCAUUCCAAGUACAGCUCGAUCGAGAAAGCUUCUACCGAAAAGGCCGGUAUAGCCGUACUAGCCGUCCUCUUCCACGUCCACGAACUACCAAACCCUGCGAUUAGGACUAUCCUCGCUGCAGCGGAACCGCUGCAUCGAAGCAUCGACAUCCUAACUCCGUUCCGUGAGCAGCUUCGCCUCGCCGAAUUACUUCCCACGGAUCCCCAGGUGUACUUCCGCUACGAGGGAUCCCUUACCACGCCGGUUUGCGCGGAGUCUGUCAUUUGGACGGUAUUUCCCGCCUCCCUGCCGAUCUCCCUCGAUCAACUGCAGGAAUUCCAAACCCUCCACGAUCUGGACGAUAAGCCAAUGCUGGCGAACUACCGAACCAUCCAAUCGCUAAAUGCCCGAGUGUUGGUUCUAGUCGACGAUACGGAUUGGACCUUGAACGGGACGGGACGCGUGCGAAAUCCCGCCGCUAUCGCACUCACUAUCGGCGCAGCUCUCGUCCUAUUGUGGGAUUCUUUUUUUAGAUCAUAGAUUGUGCGAUUGUGCUCUGCAUUCAAUGGUCUGAACCGAUAAUUAUAGGAUUGGAAUAUGAAAUUUUCAGCCUCAUUAUGAUAACCACCGAGACACUGAUGGGGAACAAACAGAGAUAAGCCGAGUAUUCCGACUUUGCAGGUCCCAUAAACAUCGGAUUGAUUGGUCUUGAUUGCUUUAUGGUCGUUCCAUGACCGGACAGUUGUUGGAAGACAUUGCAGGAAUUUUUUUCUCCGAAAGUAAAUAAGUAGACUGAUAGCAUAGAGAGGAAAGGUUGUUUUGAGAACCGUCGGUUUUGUUUGUAUCUUGUGUGUCGCGUCAUGCAUCUAACGGCGACAUUAUUCUUGAAUCUGCGACUUGAUUAUUUGGUUUGUCACUGAAUCUGACGUAUGUAUGAUUUUAGUACAUUUUGCCCCACGCCUGUCAAAUGGUGAUUCACGUCGUACUAAAAUGAUAUUAGACUGUACUUUUCCGGGAAGUAUUUUUUUUACUGCCGAUUCUCACUAAAAUGGAGAGACGCCUCAACGGCUGUCUAUCGCCAUCCGUGUAUCAUUAGGGGAACUAAGGGUAAGACGCACCCAGAUGAUAAAACGCGCCACAAUGAUAACUAUGGAAAACGGAGUACCAGAUAGGAUUUUCCUGUUAUAGUAGGUUCAUUUUUUAUUGUUAAUAUAAUUAAAUGUACUGUAGCGCAAAAACUCUCAUCUAAUUUCAUGAAAUUGUAAUAUAUAAAAAAAACUGCUUCAUUUCAUGCAACUUUUGCCGCUUCUGCCGUAAGGUUUUUCGAGCAUUUCAGCAUUAGCUUUAAUUGGCAAACUUCAUUACCUCCUCAAAAAUGAACAGGGCUUUUCAUUAAGCAUGAAUAAACGAAUGUUUAAAGUUCAAUUUCUCAAACAAACCAAAAUCGGACAAAUCGCCCCUCUACGGUGAAGGAAAACGAACUUACUGUCUUGCAUAC